Molecule: messenger RNA, 2260 nt
Organism: Dimorphilus gyrociliatus
Lineage: Eukaryota; Metazoa; Annelida; Polychaeta; Dinophilidae
Source: the annotation of a GenBank genome assembly
AAUGGAUGUCGGGCAAAAUAAGGAUAUUUCUCAAAUUGUUAAAGAGUGUGUAGCAUGCCAAGCCAUAGAAAACGAGGGAGGUGACGAGAGAAUUCAAUUUUUCUGUUUUCCUCAAGGUCAAGAUGCCAAUACAAUAGAGCAAUUGACAGAGUGGCUUAAGAUAUGCCCUAUAGGCUUUAAGCCUAAUCAAGAAAGCUAUUUGUGUAGUAGACACUUUGGAAAUACUUGUUACGAAGAUACCGAAAAUCAAACUCUCAAAGAUGGUGCAAUUCCUGACUUGAAAGUUAAUAUAAGAAAAGAGCCAAUUUCAGUUGAAGGAAAUAUUGAAAAAGAUGAUAAAGUUGUUGUUAAGUUUAAAAAUGUGAACGAAAACCAUAUUCAUCAAGAAACUGGGGAUUGUACACCAGAGGCAGAAAUCACAGUGGAAACUGUUUUGAAUAGUCGAGAAGCAGUUGUUCCUACUCAAGAGAAAACAAAAAGAACAGGGGCAAAAUGUGCAGUAAAGAGUUGUAAGAACCGACGUACUCAAAACGUAUCAGAUAACUUUGGAAAUGUUUUGCGCUGGUUUAGUUUUCCAUUUGAACAAAAAAGGUUUGAGCAGUGGGCACAAGCAUUGGGAUACUCCAAAUUAACGGUUUCUUUGAGAAAAUUACAAGUAUGCAGCGAUCACUUUGGACGCGACGAUUUUCAAAAUCCUAGUCAUUUUCAGACAAGUGCCUUAAAAAAAACGGCUGUACCAAAAACAUCAAAUGUUUUACAAAUCCAAAGUGAAAGUAUUAUAGAAGAAAAUAAUGAAGAUGAGAACAGUUACUUGCCUACAAAAAGAAUAAAACUUGAUGUCUCAAACGAAACUCCUAACGAAUCUUCGAAUCUAAAGGCAUUAUCAAAUACCUCUAUUGCUCCCAAUAUAGCUCAAACUUCCAGUAUCAGAGAGAAAGAGAAACAAAAAAUAGUGGAGUGUAUUUUGCCUGGAAGUAACACAAUCCUUAAGUUACCAGUACCAGAAAGCGUUCAACCGGGUCAUACCUUCUUUGUGGGAAGGGAUGAUAGUGGAAAAGUAGAACAAAUACUUAUUCCUGUGAGUGAUGGCGACGUGCAAAAUAUCUCUGUGGGCCAGAGACCAAUUGCUAUAAAAAGUUCCAAAAUAUCUCAGAGCCAUCUAAAUGAAAAUAUUAUCAAUAAACCUAAAAUAGUCGUUAGUCGAGGUAAUAUGGCUCGAGUUACUUCAGCAAUAGUCUUAGAAAACCGCCCACAACAGAAUGCCACGAUUGCUCCAUCUAAUGGAGCUGUUGUUAAUCCGAUUCAGAUGCAGCAAAUUAAGCCAUCCUCCAAAAAUGAUAACUCUAAAGUACUUGAUUUAAGUAAAGAGGAUGAUAUCAAAUCCUUGUUAAAUAUUAUGAAAACAUCAGCGGAUAAGACUGGAACACCUGUAACUGUAAAUGUCAAGGCAACACCGGAGCAGGAAAAAAUGUUAAGGAGAAUAAUAUCUAGUGGUAGUAUCAGUGGAUCAGUUCGUAACACAGAUCAAUUGAAUUCCACAACGACAACCUCAUCUUUAAACAGUGCCAGUGCAAACUCAAGUGACAUGGAUAAAGUAAAACAGAUAGAUGAUUUAUCGGCUCAAGAAUUAAGGGAAAUGUGUAAAACUCUUAUUGAAAACCAUAGGAAACAAUCUUGUACAUUCUCCAAUAUGAUAUCUAAACAUAAAAUUAGCUCAUUAAACUUUAAACAAAAGUAUUAUGCACUAAAAGAAGAAAUCGAUAAUAAAAAGAGCGAAAGCUUUGAUAAAAUAUAUUCAUCUCAUAAUCUUACCUCUGCUCAGAAGAAAUUUUUCCAGUCUCAAUAUGAAGCAAACUAUAAUGCCAAAGAAGGCAAAAAUAUAUAUUGGGAUGAAGAUACAAUAAAAAUAUUAUUAGAUUUCUAUUUUAAAAGUCCGUCUGGAUAUAAGGCUUUAUGCAGUUUGUUUCGCUUGCCAAGCGUUGAAAUACUAACAUCUCACUUUCAAAGAAUAAUGAGAACGUUAAUUGAUCCACCCCAAAAUGUUCGAUCAAUAGAUGCUCAAACACAGAAAAAUGAAUCAAUAUCAACUACCGAAAAUUUAAAAAUAUACGGAUCGAGUAGUUCCAGAUGGUUAAGAACGCUUGAAAAAUUUAAUUGCCAAAAUAGUGACGAAUUGGUGGAUGGUUUACUCAACUUAUUUGAUAUGUACGAAAGUAGCGGAGGACUUUUCAGCGACCUUAAAAAUAAUUCAACAAAUUGA